AUGGACCACUCCUCAAUGGACAUGUCGCAAGGCGCGAUGGACAUGGGCGGUGCCGGAGCUUGCAAGAUCUCGAUGCUCUGGAACUGGACCACCACAGGCGCAUGCUUCCUCACCCCCCAAUGGCGUAUCCGUUCAACCGCAGACUACAUCGGUACCCUCAUCGGCGUCUUCUCCGCUGUCGUCCUCCUCGAAUUCGUCCGCCGACUGGGGAGGGAGUACGAUCGCUCUAUCCGCGCGGGUUACUAUAGGAGGGAAGAGAGGGCGUUAAGCGUGUUGGGCAAGACUUCCGCAGCGGAUGCGGCCGGAGGCGAGGAGAGAGGGAAAGACGAGGCGCUGCAGGUCCAGCCUUUCAGGCCGACAACAACCCAACACCUCCUCCGCACCACUAUCCACCUAAUCCAAUUCUCCACCUCGUACAUCCUCAUGCUCCUAGCCAUGUACUUCAACGGCGGCGUCAUUUUCGCGAUUUUUGGCGGAGGAGCGGUCGGGUUUGGGCUGUUUGGGAGGGAUACCGGGAGUGAUUUUGUGGGCGAGGGAGGGGGAGGGAGGGAGGGUAGGGGAAGGGAGGAGGAGAGGGGGGAGUGUUGCUAG
Molecule: messenger RNA, 591 nt
Organism: Rhodotorula toruloides NP11
Lineage: Eukaryota; Fungi; Basidiomycota; Microbotryomycetes; Sporidiobolales; Sporidiobolaceae
Product: copper transporter
Exons: 5
Coding region: 1-591 (196 amino acids)
Biological process (GO): copper ion transmembrane transport
Cellular component (GO): membrane
Molecular function (GO): copper ion transmembrane transporter activity
Source: RefSeq, a predicted model, not a curated record